UUUGGCUUUUCCGAGGUUUUCAACUUCUUGGUCCAAUUCAGUGCGCUGUUUUCAUUUUUCCACGCUGCUAUCGCAGAUACGAAUUCUUAAAAGACCUAUCUGUACAGCAAGUGAUUAUAAUCCACUAUUUGAGCAGGAUGACUUGCCAAAAUUUGAAAAAAUCGAUUCUUCGCACGUUGUUCCCGCUAUGGAAACUCUUACUAGUGAUUUUACUGAUAAAUUUCAGAAUUUUGAAGCCAAAAUUGAAAGUUUUACUGAUAGAAGUGUGGAUUGGACGACUGUGGUUGAACCUCUAGAAUUGUUAAACAGCAGGCUUGAAUAUGCUUGGAGUGCAGUGACUCAUUUGAAUGGAGUGAAAAAUAAUGAUGAUCUCAGAAAUGCCUACCAAAAGGUUCAACCUUCUGUUAUCAAGGUGUCAACUCUUGUUUCACAAAGCAAGCCAUUAUAUUCAUCUUUCCAGAAAUUAAAUGAUAAUUCAUCUGCUCUUGAAGAGGGCCAACAAAGAAUAGUGACAUCAUUUUUACGUUCCUCAAGAAAUGGUGGGGUUGGAUUAGAAGGAAAAGAAAAAGAGAGGUUCAAUGAGAUAAAACUCAGAUCAGCAGAACUUUCAACUAAAUUCAGCAAUAAUGUUUUGGAUUCUGUGAAAAAGUUCUCGAUUUUAGUAACUGAUCCUGACCAGAUGAAGGGUUUGCCAGAUUCCUUAUUACAGCUUACAGCUUCUGUGGCAGCUGCUGACAACAACAGGAGUGAUGUCAAUUACAAAGAAGGCCCUUGGAAAUUGACCUUAGAUAUACCAUGUUUUCAACCUUUUAUGCAAUAUAGUGAAAACCGAAAAUUACGACAGCAAAUGUAUAAGUCUUACAUCACCCGAGCAUCCAGUGGAGAGACGGAUAACAGUGACAUAAUUGAAGAAAUACGACAACUCAGGAAAGAGAAAUCAUCUUUGCUUGGCUUUAAGGACUAUGCCAGCUUGUCUCUGGAAUCCAAAAUGGCUGGCCGUGCAUCUGAAGUGUGGAAACUUAUCAAUGAACUCAAAAAUAAAAGCAAGAAUGCUGCAAUUAAAGAAAUUGAUGAUCUGAAGUUAUUUGCAUCACAGAAUGGCUUUAGUGAUGAAAUUAAGUUGUGGGAUGUUUCAUACUGGGCUGAAAAACAACGUCAACACCUUUUUAGUUUUAGUGAUGAGUUACUAAGACCUUACUUCCCCCUACCAAGGGUUCUUGAUGGUCUAUUCAAGUUUAGCAAACAAUUGUUUGGGAUUACCAUUCAGUCUGCGGAUGGAGAAACCGAUGUAUGGCAUGAAGACGUCAGAUUCUUUAAAAUCUACAAUGAUUCAGGUGAACACCUGGCUUCUUUUUAUUUGGAUCCCUACUCAAGACCAGCAGAGAAAAGGGGUGGAGCGUGGUUUGAUGAGUGUACAGGUAAAAGUCACCUGACCAAUAGAAUACCAGUGGCUUACCUUGUAUGUAAUCAAUCUCCACCAAACAAGCAUGAUGGUACUCCAUCACUAAUGACAUUCAGAGAUGUGGAAACUCUCUUUCAUGAGUUUGGUCAUGGACUGCAACACAUGCUGACUACAGUACCGUACUCUGAUGCAGCAGGAAUCAAUAAUGUUGAGUGGGAUGCUGUGGAACUUCCAUCUCAAUUUAUGGAAAAUUGGAUGUACAACAGAGCGACCGUUGACCUUGUGAGUGGACAUUACAAAACAGGAGAAACCUUGCCAGAUCAAAUAUUCAAUCAGGUUUGCAAAGCUCGGCAGUUUCUAGCAGGUUCUGGGAUGCUGCGUCAAUUAUAUUUUGCUGCGCUUGACCUUGAACUUCACACCAGUUCCGAGCCGUGGCGAGAUGUCAUGAAACGAAUUUCUCAAGAAUACACUGUUCUCCCACCCCUCCCUGAGGACAGUUUUCCCUGCUCAUUUCUGCAUAUAUUUGGAGGAGGUUAUGCGGCGGGCUACUACUCCUACAAAUGGGCUGAGGUGAUGUCGGCUGAUGCGUUUGGUGCUUUCCAAGAAGUUGGACUCAACAACACUGAGGAAAUUGCUCGCCUAGGAAAAAGAUUUCGUGACACUAUUUUGGCCAAAGGUGGGUCACGCCAUCCGCGUGACGUCUUUAGUGAUUUUCGUGGUCGGCCACCAACACCAGACGCUUUACUCUCAAUAUAUGGAUUAUCAUGACAGAAUAGAUAGAAAACUAGUAGUCACAACUAACAACGUGUUUGCUUUCGAAGCCGAGAAAAAAUGUGUCACGCAAGACUCGCAGUCACAAAAAUGAUAAAAAUGUGAAGAGAGAGAUUAAAAUGGGAGCAAUAUUGAAAUACUUAUGACACCUACAGAAGGUUUCAUGUCAUUAAAAUUAUAUUGUCAGUAUAAGUCUUAGAGUUUUCAACCGUUUUAAUUGGAAAGUCAAGUACUACGGUGGAUGACACAACAGAACGGAAAUUUCGGAGAUUCAUAAUCAAAACAUCUUAUUUACAAUAGUAAUUUACGAUUAUAUGAAAAUUCACGAAAAAUUUAGCUAAAAUGUCUAAUUCCUAAAAAAAUAUAUAUAUAUAUCUAUAUAAGUUGAAUUUCUGCUUCCCUGUUGGUAAUUUUAAAGUACUACGGUGGAUCACACAACAGAAGGGAAGUUUCGGCAUACCUUGUAAAAUUAAUAUUAGUAAUAUUUCACCAUUAAGUUAUUUACUUUAUAUAAAAUCAGCUCACAUAGAAUCAAUCAUAUAAUAUUGAAAGCGACUACAGUACCUCCGGCGAUUAUUUUCUUAGUGGGUGAAAGAAAAUCCCCUUUAUUUGUUUAAUUAUUUUUAAUUAAAUGUUUUCAAUUUUAAAAACAAAUA
This is a messenger RNA of Exaiptasia diaphana, 2829 nucleotides long. Its product is annotated as organellar oligopeptidase A, chloroplastic/mitochondrial. Bases 188 to 2170 code for a protein of 660 amino acids. The record is from RefSeq and is a predicted model, not a curated record. The transcript is spliced from 19 exons. Gene Ontology annotation, biological process: peptide metabolic process; proteolysis. Lineage: Eukaryota; Metazoa; Cnidaria; Anthozoa; Actiniaria; Aiptasiidae. Gene Ontology annotation, molecular function: metalloendopeptidase activity.